Molecule: messenger RNA, 702 nt
Organism: Fomitiporia mediterranea MF3/22
Lineage: Eukaryota; Fungi; Basidiomycota; Agaricomycetes; Hymenochaetales; Hymenochaetaceae
Product: P-loop containing nucleoside triphosphate hydrolase protein
Exons: 5
Coding region: 1-702 (233 amino acids)
Cellular component (GO): mitochondrion
Molecular function (GO): GTP binding
Source: RefSeq, a predicted model, not a curated record
AUGUCCGUUCAACAACUAUCCCUAAAAGCGAAAUUGUUCUUGAAUGCAUUCAACCACGCUAAUGCUGCUACUUUCCUCGCAGCGGCACACACUCCAGAGUCCAUUCCAAAGCUCCAUGGCCUUCCAGAAGUCAUCGUAACUGGCAGAGCUAAUGUCGGCAAGUCAUCGUUCCUGAAUGCUGUCAUAGGUCGCACAAGUCUUGUUCAUUCGAGCAAAGGCGCUGGUCGGACACGCUCUCUUAACUUCUUUCGCGUUGGACGUGAACCAGGAACUCUUGUCCUAGUUGACGCUCCAGGCUAUGGGUCACGCGGUAAAGCGGAAUGGGGUGCGUUAUGGGAGCACUACAUCGAUACCAGAAAGCAGCUUCGCGGGAUUUUCUUAUUGAUUAAUGCACCACACAGAAUGACCGAGUUCGAUCGUACAAUGCUCAAGGAUCUUAAUGCACGACUAUCGAUCGGUUCAACCUCAUCGUCUCAUCCCGGGCCAAAACGUAUUCCAGUCUUACAACCCGUAUUCACCAAAAUAGACCGCCUAGGAGGCCAUGAAGUAGGACACAGACACAGGCGACUUUUAGAAGAAGUGAAAGAGAUUGCUCCAAUCGCAGCCCCUCCUAUCUUAUCGUCUGUGGUCUCAAAUCUCGGAAUGGACAUCGGUGUAUCUGCCGCGAGAAUGGCAAUUGCUAACGCUUGUGCUGGGAAAUGA